Molecule: messenger RNA, 1242 nt
Organism: Pseudophryne corroboree (corroboree frog)
Lineage: Eukaryota; Metazoa; Chordata; Amphibia; Anura; Myobatrachidae
Gene: TIMM22
Product: translocase of inner mitochondrial membrane 22
Exons: 4
Coding region: 73-681 (202 amino acids)
Biological process (GO): protein insertion into mitochondrial inner membrane
Cellular component (GO): TIM22 mitochondrial import inner membrane insertion complex
Molecular function (GO): transmembrane protein transporter activity
Source: RefSeq, a predicted model, not a curated record
CGCUUUCACAGCUCCCCAGCAGCAGAGGUCGCUGCAGGGAGCUGAUCUGAAUGAGUCACGUGUGAGGGUGUCAUGGCGGCGCCCAGUGGUAACACAUCCCUGUCAGCAGCUAUGACCCACGGCAAUGUGCUCUCGCCAUCGCCGGCCGCCGGGGACGGCACUCUGCAGUAUAGCCUAAUACUGGACCACUUAGUUGGGGAUAAGAGAAGACCUAAAGAUGUGAUUCCCGGGGGUUUAGGGGGGAUCCCCACACCCUUGAAAUCCGAGGAGCAUAAGAUGAUGGAGCGGGUGAUGGAGAGCUGCGGCUUCAAGGCUGCCCUGGCGUGUGUUGGGGGUUUUGUCCUUGGUGGAGCGUUUGGUGUGUUUACUGCUGGUAUUGACACAAAUGUAGGUUUUGAUCCUAAAGAUCCUUUUCGCACUCCUACUGCUAAAGAAGUGUUGAAAGAUAUGGGUCAGAGAGGAAUGUCCUAUGCCAAGAAUUUUGCCAUUGUAGGGGCAAUGUUCUCCUGCACAGAAUGUCUAGUGGAGUCAUAUCGAGGAAAAUCCGACUGGAAGAACAGUGUGAUAAGUGGAUGUAUUACAGGGGGUGCCAUCGGCUUCAGAGCUGGCCUCAAAGCUGGAACGCUUGGCUGCGGAGGAUUUGCUGCUUUCUCGGCUGUCAUAGACUAUUACUUGCGGUAGCAGCUCUCCACUGCCAGGUGGCGCUGCUUCUCCAUGGACAUUUUAUGGAAUAGAAAUGUUUUUCUUGACCGAUGAAGACCUCUACACCGAAGACGUCUCAAUAAGUGCUCUGAUUAAGGGAUAUCCUGGUAAAUAUUCCUUUAAAUAACAACAGUUAACUUGGAUAUGGACAGAAAUGGAGAAUCACUCAUUUAAGAUUGUUGGGCUGUAGCUGAUAACAAUUGAUAGGAAUUGAAUUAUACCCUUGUAAUAAUAAUUGGUUUGGACUUUUAAUUUGUUGCAAUAAUAUUGCUUUACAAAAAAGAGUUAUUUAAUCAUCUCUGUUAUGAUUCCAUUCUACAGCACAAUUUGUAACAGAUAGUGCAGAAAGACCUUACUCAGAUAUAAAAGUCACAUCACACAAUUAAUGUGUUUUCUCUUUGCUUAGUUGUGUUGGAUCUAGUACAAAUCGGCCUGUUUAAAAACAUAUUGGGUGCAUUGACCAUGCAUCUUUUUUUUUUGUUUUAAUUUAUUUUUCUUGUUGCUAUGCAUAUUGUUAAAAUAAAAUAACUUCCUGGUCAA